AUGGCGUCCGCUCCGUCGUCAACCCGCACGUGGAUCGUAGCCAACCACCCCGAGGACGUCCCAACAUUUGACAGCAACGACCCCGGUGCGACUUUCAAGCUCAUCGACCGACCUCUCCCAGCAUUGGGAGCAGGCCAAGUGUUGGUCAAGUCGCUUUUCUUCUCGAACGAUCCAGCGCAAAGGCCAGCCAUCGAUGCUUCCAUCAAAGAAGAGAGACAUUACACCGCCCCGGUCAAGCUGGGAGACCCGAUGAUGGCGCGCGGUCUGGCCGAAGUGGUCGAGUCCAAGGCGGACAAGCUGCCCAGGGGGACGAUCGUCCAGGCCUCCCUAGGGUGGACCGAGUACGCCGUGCUGGAUGCCUCCGAGUGCAGUCCGCGGCAACCGCUCCCCAACGGCCUGAGUCUGACGCAUUACCUGGGCGCGUUCGGCGGGCCCGGCUUGACGGCGUAUUACGGCCUCGUCACCGUCGGCGAGGCGAAGAAGGGUCAGCGCAUCGUCGUGUCUGGCGCCGCGGGAGCGACUGGCAGCAUGGCCGUUCAGAUCGCCAAGAAUAUCGUUGGCGCAUCCGAAGUCAUCGGCAUCGCCGGUUCGGACGACAAAUGCCGCUGGGUUGAGAGCCUCGGCGCGGACAAGUGUUUCAACUACAAGAGUGCGAGUUUCGAGCAAGACCUGACCAAGGCCACCGACGGCUUCGUGGACGUCUAUUUCGAUAACGUGGGAGGUUCGAUCCUCGACUUGAUGCUCUCCAGGCUCAAGCAGAAUGGCGUCGUAGUCCAGUGCGGCCUUAUUGCCGGGUAUAAUGGGAUGAAGCCCACGGUGCUCAAAAAUUACUUCCAAGUCAUCGCCAUGCGCCUGUCGAUCCGGGGCUUCAUCGUCGUGGACUUCGCGGACACGUUCCCUGAAACGAUCAGACUGUUCACGCAAGCGCUGAAGGAAGGCAAAUUGAAGAUCAGCAACGAGGAGAGCGAGCAGGUCGUCGACACCAAGUUCGAGGAUGUGCCAAGGACAUGGCUGAAGUUGUUUGACGGAGGGAAUACUGGGAAGUUGGUUACGAAGCUGGUCUGA
Molecule: messenger RNA, 1065 nt
Organism: Cladophialophora carrionii CBS 160.54
Lineage: Eukaryota; Fungi; Ascomycota; Eurotiomycetes; Chaetothyriales; Herpotrichiellaceae
Exons: 4
Coding region: 1-1065 (354 amino acids)
Molecular function (GO): oxidoreductase activity, acting on the CH-CH group of donors, NAD or NADP as acceptor
Source: RefSeq, a predicted model, not a curated record